AUGUUUGAGGAAUUCAAGAAGGAUAUGACCAAGGAGUUUGAAAUGACCGACAUGGGGCUUAUGGCAUAUUAUCUCGGAAUUGAAGUAAAGCAAGGAAACGAAGGAAUUUUUAUUACUCAAGAAAGCUAUGCUAAAGACCUCCUCAAGAAGUUCAAGUUGGAUGAUGCUAAUCCAGUUGGCACUCCUAUGGAAUGCGGCAUCAAGUUGAGUAAGGAUGAAGAGGGAGAAAAGGUGGAUCCAACCCUCUAUAAAAGUCUUGUUGGAAGUUUGCGCUAUUUAACUUGUACAAGACGAGACAUUCUCUAUGCCGUUGGAGUCGUGAGUCGGUACAUGGAGGGUCCAACAACUACUCACCUCAAGACUGCGAAGAGGCUUCUUCGAUAUAUCAAAGGUACGACAAGCUUUGGCCUAUACUACUCAAAUUCUAACGAUUACAAGCUUGUUGGAUAUAGUGAUGGACAUUACUUGCGUGCCCUUUGGGAAUAG
Messenger RNA from Cajanus cajan (pigeon pea), 486 nucleotides. The record is from RefSeq and is a predicted model, not a curated record. NCBI's taxonomy places the organism in Eukaryota, Viridiplantae, Streptophyta, Magnoliopsida, Fabales, Fabaceae.